Phacochoerus africanus (Common warthog) is the source of this 2167-nucleotide messenger RNA. RefSeq names its product transmembrane protein 204 (gene TMEM204). NCBI's taxonomy places the organism in Eukaryota, Metazoa, Chordata, Mammalia, Artiodactyla, Suidae. The transcript is spliced from 3 exons. The record is from RefSeq and is a predicted model, not a curated record. Bases 570 to 1508 code for a protein of 312 amino acids.
UUUGUUGCAGUUGGCUACGCCCUCCAGCUCACCAAAAACAGCCUCAAAAACAACCAUUUCCUCUCUGCUGAGAGACGGGGAAAACGCAGGCGCGAGGCUCACACACUCACUCACACGCCUGCGCUUCCCUGCAGCGGCCGCCAGCUUCCCAGGACGCUGUCCGUGCAGGGGCUCCGGCAGCAAGAGGCCCCGAACGCCAGCUCAGAGCCCGGCACCGCUGCUUUGGAGAGGGAGGCCCCGGCCUCGCCAGCCGGUUUCUGUCCUGCCGAGGCCUUCGCCUCCCAGGAAGACGGCGCCCUCACACCCUGGAAUCCGGCUGGUGCCCCUGCUUCCUCCCCGGGAUGGGCAGCUCCGGCUUUGGCUCAGGCCUGGCCCUGCUCCAGGUGCAGGAAGCAGGGUAAGGAGGGCCGCGAGGCGGGCUCGCCCGCACCUGCUGCCCGGGCCUUCCCGGCGCCUCCAAGCAUGAGCGCUGAUGUCCUCUAGCCGCCCCGGCAGCGCCUCGGUUUCCCGGUGCCGGCAGUGACCAGGCCUGGGACUUUCUCCACAAGGGGCCGGCACCAAAGCCUGCGAUGACCGUGCAGAAGGUGGUGGCCACGGCCGUGCUGGUGGCCCUCGUCUCUCUUGUCCUCAACAACGCGGCCGCCCUCACCCCUAACUGGGUGUACCAGACGCUGGAGGACGGGCGCAGGCGGAGCGUGGGGCUGUGGCGGUCCUGCUGGCUGCUGGACAGGGCCCGCGGUGGACCGAGCCCGGGGGCCAGGCCCGGGCUGGCGGACACGCGGGACUGCGAGGCCCUGGGCUGGGGCUCCGAGGCGGCCGGCUUCCAGGAGUCUCGAGGCACUGUCAAAUUGCAGUUUGACAUGAUGCGAGCCUGCAACCUGGUGGCCACGGCAGCGCUUGCCGCAGGCCAGCUCACCUUCGUCCUGGGGCUGACAGGCCUACCCCUGAUGUCGCCAGAUUCCCAGUGCUGGGAGGAGGCCAUGGCCGCGGCGUUCCAGCUGGCGACAAUGAAGGAGCAGUUCCAACACGCGGCGGGAGAAACGGCAGGAAGCCGGCGUGAAUCACUCGGGGAUAAUGGGUCCCGGCCCUUGUCUCCCUGGAGAGAUGCUAUUUCCAGAAUGUGGCUGACAGGCUGGAGGCGCUUGUGCUGGAAAGGGCCCUAUUCAUCCAGGGUGUGUGGCCCUGGGCCGGUCUCCUCCCUGCCGCCCCCGGGGCCCAGGCCCAGCAAAGAGACAGGCUUGGGGUCUGGAGAACAGAGCCGUGUUUCGGCUCCACCACGGACCAGCCACGUGGCCAGGGUGAACCACAUCUCAGGUCACGUGACUGCAAAAUGGGGGCUCGCCCGCCGCGCCUGGUUGAUUUUGGGGGUUCAGGAGGCACCCGCAGCGGGGUCUCGGACCCCCGCCUCCUCCCUCCCAGAGCCGUGGAGAAAAACAGACACUCCAAGUGCCAGAUGUGUAAGAAAAUCACCCCCUGCCCUCAGGCCGUACAUCGACCGGUUGCCCUGACGCCAGCCUCUCUUGGGGAGGGUCUGUAAUUCCGUCCCUUCGAGAAGGAAGUGGGAGAUUCUGAGAACGGGACUGGAAAAGAAAGCUGCGCUAAAAACACCUUUUUGUGGCCGUAAACAAACGAGAGUACCGGGUCUUGAUUCUGAAAGUAACCCCUUCUGGCAGGAGGACCGACUCUGUCACUGAAGUUCUCAGCAAAUGGCUUCGAGACACCUAUGUAGAUUAUCAGGAAAGACACCGUGGGUCUGGUGUCAAAACUGGCAUCUCACUUCCCGCAAACCCUUGUUUCCGACUGACACUGUUGUUUCCGAACAACGCUUCCUAUAAAUGGAGACAAAACUCCACGCGGGCGGGUGUGCAGCCGAGGCGGCCUCGGGGGUGGGGGCUGGCCUGGCCUGGUGGGGGCUGGGGCCACGUGCUGCUCUCCCUCUGGAGAGGCUGGACCAGGCUCUGUCCAAAAGCAAGCAGCUAGGCAGAGGCGGACGGAAAAAGCCAGAGGCCCGAGGGGCACCUGCGGCGUUUCGGACAGUCCCUCUGCCUCCGCAGGCCCCCCAACCCCCAGUGUCCGACCGUCACCCCCCGUGGGCCUGCUGUGCCCGGAGAGGAAAUGCACUUGGCCCUGUUUAGACUCGUUUCAUUGACAAACAGUACAGAAUGCA